Canariomyces notabilis is the source of this 1965-nucleotide messenger RNA. RefSeq lists its product as uncharacterized. Gene Ontology annotation, cellular component: U4/U6 x U5 tri-snRNP complex. Gene Ontology annotation, biological process: mRNA cis splicing, via spliceosome; maturation of 5S rRNA. Lineage: Eukaryota; Fungi; Ascomycota; Sordariomycetes; Sordariales; Chaetomiaceae. The record is from RefSeq and is a predicted model, not a curated record. The coding region runs from base 1 to 1965 and encodes 654 amino acids. The transcript is spliced from 2 exons.
AUGGACGCCGCAUCAAUCGAAGAGAUAAACAAGAUCCGGCGGGCAAUGGGCAUGAAGCCCCUGCCCGUCCCGGGCGCAGCGCCACCACCCGAGGAGUCGAGUCGAAAAGACACACACGAUGAAAACGGGGAGGCAGCAAGCACUCUGGAGACGCGCGAGGCUGCAGCCUACGACAAUUUCAAAAAGGUCCAAGAAGCCGAGGAGGCCAGGAGGAGGCGCGAAGAGAAAGUCGCCGCAAUCAAGAAGGCACGCGAACUGGCGCAGCGAUCUGCCGUGAUCGCAGGCAAGGGGUUGGCCGACGAUGACGACGACGACCUUGACGCCAAGACGUGGUUAAAGAAUCAGAAGAAGCGGCAAAAGAAGAUUGAGGCUGCUCGGAAGGCUCAGGAGGAGAAGGAGGCCGCGGAAGCCGCCAGAGCUGCGGCCGAGCAUACAGCGGCUGAUCUCGCUGGGGUCAAAGUUGCCCAUGACAUGGCUAGCUUUCUCGAUGGAGAUGACCAGAUUCUCACGUUGAAGGACACGGGUGUGUUGGAGAAUGAAGAGGAGGGCGACGAGCUCGAAAACCUGGCGCUACGAGAACAGGAAAAGCUGCAAGAGAAGAUCGAGCUGAAGAGGAAGAGGCCGGUUUACGAUCCUAACGACAUUGACGAGACCGGAGAGGCCGGUAUAUUAUCAAAGUACGACGAGGAAAUACACGGGAAAAAGAAGAAGACCUUUACGCUAGAUGCGGCGACGACAACAACAGAGCUAGGUGAUGUUCUUAACGCCCCCGUGGAAAGGAAACAACAGGUGGUAGAUCUGGAUAGUCUUGAGGACGCGCCUGCGCCUACUUCAGACUACCUUGACCCAUCGGAGGUGAAGAUCAAGAAACCCAAGAAGAAGAAGUCAAAGUCUACGAGGCAACGCCGGGCAGAUGACGACGAUGCGCUGUUACCGGAGGAUACAGGGGUCGGUGAUGGUGCUGCCCAGGAAAUGGACGUCGACUCCACCCCUGCAGUCCUCCCAAAGAAACGAAAAGUAAUUGAUGACAGUUUUGUCGAUGACGAAGAUUUACAAUCAUCCCUGUCUCUCCAACGAAAGGAGGCGCUAAAGAAGCGGAAAAGGACCCGGCCAGAGGAUAUCGCGAAACAACUUCGGGAAGAAGCAGCCAACACCCCUGAGGGCGAAAUCGACGGAGAGGACAAGGGCUUCUUCAUGGAUGAAACCAGCAGGUUUGUCGAUGCACUACAGGCGGAGCCCAAGGAAGAGCGGCCAGCACGGAAAACCAAAACCGAAACAGCAGCAGCAGUCACAAGCAUGCAAGAGGAAGAAUCCUCCGAGGACGAAGAAAUGCACGACGCCGACGGUGUCGAUCGCGGGACUACCCCUCUCGCCGACGUACCGGCAACCGGCGUUGAGGAAGAAAAGACUGUUGACCAAGGCAUGGGCGCCACUCUGGCACUGCUCCGGGACCGGCACCUCAUCGAGGAGAGCAACGGCGCCGAGCUCAACGAGAAGUACCGCCAGCGGCAGCGCUUUCUCAACGAGCUGCAUCGGCGCAUGGCCCUCUUUGACCAGGAGACGCGCCAACAGCGCGAGAAGGACCGUGCCAGCGGACGGCUCGAAAGGAUGUCGGCUCGCGAGCGCGAGGAGUGGCAGCGUCAGCAGAACGCGAUCCGCGACCAGCACCAGUCCAAGGUCAUGGACCAGCUGUUCAAGGAGGGCUACAAGCCGAAUGUGGAGCUCAAGUACGUUGACGGAGAUGGAAGGCAUCUCGACGCAAAGGAGGCGUUCAAGGAGCUCUCGCACCAGUUUCACGGCAAGGGGAGCGGAAAGGGCAAGACGGAUAAGAAGCUCAAGAAACUGGCCGAGGAGAAGAGGCGCAUGGCGCAGAGUAUGUUGGAUGCUAGUCAGAAUGUGGGCAUGAGCACCGCCGCGUCGCAUCAGGGUAAGAAGAGGCGGGAGGCGGGGGUACGGUUGGCAUAG